This is a messenger RNA of Annulohypoxylon maeteangense, 685 nucleotides long. Its product is annotated as ribosomal protein L37e. The transcript is spliced from 4 exons. The record is from RefSeq and is a predicted model, not a curated record. The coding region runs from base 126 to 404 and encodes 92 amino acids. Gene Ontology annotation, biological process: translation. NCBI's taxonomy places the organism in Eukaryota, Fungi, Ascomycota, Sordariomycetes, Xylariales, Hypoxylaceae. Gene Ontology annotation, cellular component: ribosome; cytosolic large ribosomal subunit. Gene Ontology annotation, molecular function: RNA binding; structural constituent of ribosome.
AACUUUCCUCUCUAAGAUCACUUUGAAGGUAUGUAAUCCAAACAGCCCAAAAUCAAUUCAAAUUAGUCGGCAUUCAUCACCAACUUAAAUAUAUUGACAACUAUCUCUGCAGUUUCGAUACCAAGAUGACCAAGGGAACUUCCAGCUUCGGAAAGCGUCACAACAAGACGCAUACUCUGUGCCGACGAUGUGGACGUCGAUCUCUUCACAUCCAGAAGCACACCUGCUCCUCUUGCGGAUACCCGGCCGCUAAAACCAGAAAGUACAACUGGAGCGAGAAGGCCAAGCGCCGAAAGACUGUUGGUACUGGCCGUAUGCGAUACCUCAAGGAUGUCUCCCGCAGAUUUAAGAACGGCUUCCGAACCGGCGUACCCAAGGACGCGCGAGGUCCGGCUCUGAAAUAAGGCGUCGGUACAUUGGGGGGUGACGGGUGAUGACAGUGGCAUGGCAGGGGAAUGGUGUUUCUGACUUCUGGAAUGGCUCAUCAUGGACUCGUAAAUCUCUGAGUUCUGCGGGAAUGUCAUGCUGGCAUUCCCGAACAAAAAUGGCAUUAUGAAUUGAUAAACCCGAUGGUAGUCCCUUUGACUGAUUGUUAUGACCAGCCUACUUUAUGAUGUUUACCCGUAGGUCUCCCGUCUCCUUACUCGGCUGAAGUGUUGGUGAUUAGUGCCGUAAUAUCACCGCU